UAUUUCAAAGUCAUUGUAAACAAAGCAUUGUUUUUAUUAUUAAUUUAAUUCAAUAUUAAUAUCUAUUUUCAUCUGUUUUUCUUUUGGAUCAAAUAUUAGAGACAAUUCUUAUGUUUGGCACGACUUGUGUCCAAAAAUCAGCGCUUAAGACAUCGUUGUCCUCACUGUUUGUGUUAUCAUUGAUUAAAUCCAUAAACUAUCACUCAAUGGCCUUCAAUGAAGUCAAACAGCGAUACCUUACGAUGUCGACGGAAGAGAAGAGAAAACAAUACAAAUGCGGUGACAAUUACAAGACAUUGUUGGAUACAAUCAGUUGGACCCUCUACUCAAAGACCAAACAUAUUAACAAACAGUUUUCAUCUUCCGAUUACGUCUUCAACAGAGAGUUUAACGAUAAGAUCGCAAUAUUUAGCGGUGAUAUUACAGCUCUUGAAGUGGACGCCAUUGUCAACGCAGCCAACAAACAUCUUAAAGGAGGCGGAGGAGUUGACGGCGCCAUUCAUUCGGCCGCCGGUUUCAACUUACUUCAGGCCGAAUGUAAAACAUUGAACGGAUGUGAGACCGGGAACAGCAAAAUAACCGGAGGAUACAAAUUGCCCGCAAAAUAUGUCAUUCAUACUGUUGGUCCCGUCGGUGAAAAGCCAACACUGCUUCAGUCAUGUUAUAAGACAUCACUCGAUCUAAUGGCUGAAAAUAAACUUAAAUCGAUUGCUUUUCCAUGUAUUUCGACGGGAAUUUACGGCUAUCCUAACGAAGAGGCGGCCAAUGUUGCACUCAAUACUGCCAGACAAUGGUUGGACACUAAUCCUUACGCUAAAGAAAUUGAAAGAAUUAUAUUUUGUUUAUUUCUUCCGAUUGAUAUCGAUAUAUACACUAAAUUAUUGCCAAUUUAUUUUCCAAUUCAGUAAACAUUUUUUUGAAUUUUGCAGCUUAUUUGAUGUUUUUUAUAUAUU
Messenger RNA from Oppia nitens, 953 nucleotides. RefSeq names its product macro domain-containing protein CT2219-like. Gene Ontology annotation, biological process: peptidyl-glutamate ADP-deribosylation; DNA damage response; purine nucleoside metabolic process. The record is from RefSeq and is a predicted model, not a curated record. Gene Ontology annotation, cellular component: nucleoplasm. Gene Ontology annotation, molecular function: ADP-ribosylglutamate-[protein] hydrolase activity. Lineage: Eukaryota; Metazoa; Arthropoda; Arachnida; Sarcoptiformes; Oppiidae. The coding region runs from base 111 to 908 and encodes 265 amino acids. The transcript has 4 exons.